This is a messenger RNA of Biomphalaria glabrata, 2010 nucleotides long. RefSeq lists its product as uncharacterized. Gene Ontology annotation, cellular component: membrane. Gene Ontology annotation, molecular function: transmembrane transporter activity. Bases 236 to 1516 code for a protein of 426 amino acids. NCBI's taxonomy places the organism in Eukaryota, Metazoa, Mollusca, Gastropoda, Planorbidae. The record is from RefSeq and is a predicted model, not a curated record. Gene Ontology annotation, biological process: transmembrane transport. The transcript is spliced from 14 exons.
UGUUUAUUUCCGGUUGUCUAUCUAUCACUAUCGAUUGUUCUAAGUUGCGAUACUAGAUUGUCUAGAUCUAGAUCUAAAUCUAGUACUAGAUUCUAGAUCUAGACUGUAACUACUAGAUUCUACUACUACUAUUCUAGUAGUGCUAGACAAAGACUAGGUCUAGAAUCGGAAACAUUUAUUGCCAUCAUUUGGAAAUUUAUCUCCAUUAUUUAUGAAUAAGUUUAACUAAGAGAAAAUGAAUACAUUGAAAGGGAGACAAAUACUAACAUUCUCAUUAGGAUGGAUAUCUUAUGCAUCUACAUACUUCUUACGCAAACCGUUAGGAGUGAUCAAGGCUGAUCUUCAAACAAUAAUGAACUUAUCCACUGCAGAACUUGGUUGGUUAGACACAGCGUUACUCUUCCCAUAUGCCUUCAUGCAGAUGAUCCUGGGUCCAUUAGGUGAUAAGUUUGGAACACGGACAACCUAUGGUGUGUGUUUGAUGCUGUCAGCUUUGUCUAUGAUUUCUUUUGGAUACUUUUCUAGUUUUGCAGUUUGGUUUUUACUCCUGUUUUUGAAUGGAACAGCACAAUCUCAGUGCUGGCCAAAUUGUACUAAAGGACUUUUAUGUUGGUUUUCUGAUGCUGUGAAAAAUUCAAUGUUUGGCAUGUUUGGGACUUGUGCUUUUGCUGGAGGAAUAGUUGGAACCAUGUUGUCAGUGUACCUGCAACAUUCCUUUGGUUGGCGUUCUGUUUACUUUUAUCCUUCCAUUUUUGUGUUUGCUAUGGGCUUUCUGGUUUUGAUUCUGUACAAACAGCCAAAUGAAGUUGGUAUUGAAGUGCCUGGGAGAAGUGCAGAUAAAAUUCCUUUAGAUAAGAGUCAGGGUCCAGUUGAACAGCCAAAAAUGUUAGACUUGUGGCGACUUCCAAUGAUACCAGAAGUCUCAGUCGCUGUCUUUUGCCUUAAAGUUGUUCGCUACUGCAUGUAUAUGUGGCUACCUAUGUAUUUGUUACAAGCUUUGAACUAUUCCAAAAAUAGUGCUGGUAUCUUCUCCACUGUGUUUGAGGUGGGAGGUGUAACAGGCAGUGCCUUGAUUGGGUUUGCUUUAGACAGAUAUUACAAAGGCAACACCUUGAGGGGGAUUGCAUUGUUUGUAUUGAUAUCUACUGUGGCUCUAGUACUUUUUAUCAUAACCAGUUCCUGGGGUGUAUUUAUCAAUUCAGUUUUUAUGUUUAUUGCUGGAGCUUUCAAUGCUGGACCUGACAUUCUAUUGUGUGGUACAGUUCCUGCUGAACUGAUUGAGAAGCACAACAAAAAUGCUGCUGCAGCUACAAUAGCUUUAGUUAAUGGUUUUGGCAGUAUAGGAACAUGUAUUGAAGGACCUAUAAUUGGAGUUAUAACAGAUUAUGCUGGCUGGGGUGGUAUGUUUCCUCUUAUGAUUGGAUUAUCUACCCUUGGCGCCUUAGCUACAUACAGGGCAGCAGCUAUUCAUGGACGAGUGAACUCCGGUACAACAGAUUUUAUUGAUGGAGUUUAAAAUAGUACUGUCAAGAUUGUAAAAAUCAAGGUUGUAUAUGUAAUGAUUAAAACAUCUAUGCAGACAUUUAUCAUUUAGUAAUUGCUUGUACAUUGGUUCAAGUUCCUAUCAGUGCUGCUCAGUAGAGCUAUACUGUGAUGGCAUGGAGCAUUUUUGAAUGGAAUUUUCUGUUAAUAGAUUUGAGAAUUUUCCGAGCAUGUUCUUCUCAAAUGGUGAUAAUGAAAUCUUACUCUUAAAUUAUUUGUCUGAGUGAGGAUUUCAGUCUGGGUGUCAUUCUUUAAUAUAAUGUAAUGUUGGGUGUCAUUGUUAUGCUGGAUGUCUUCAUAUAUUUUAGUGCUAAACUUAAGUUAUUAUAAAAAAUUAUGCUGUAUACAAUCAAUCACAUUGACUUCAUUUUUGUCUAGUACUAAUUAAUAUUCUUUUGUAUUGCAUUCCCUCUUAAGGUUGAAUUUAUUAACAUUAAUUUCUCUUCACCUGUUUUUGACAUAUUUUUA